AUUUAAGAAUAUUUUCUCCAAAUUUUGUAUUCAUUGUUUAAAAUAUAUUUAAUCUGAUUACAGAUAUAUUCAUUUAGCAGGAUUUAGCUAGGUUUUUGAAUCUUAAAGCAAUUAAAAAUGAAAACCUAACCUAUUAGAAAUUUGUAAAUUAAAUCGUUUAAGACAAAUGAAAUGUAAAUAGGAUGGAAUAUUGGAAAUGUAGUUAAUAAGUACUUAUUCACUGUCAUUUGGUAUAUUGCUCUGUAACAAAUAUUUAUAUUUUACUGCUUUAGAAUGGGAAAUGUAUUUGUUAUUGUAUGAAUCAUUAUUCCCCAAAAUAGCAAUCUUAAAAUAACCAUUAUUCUCAUCAUGCAUAGGAUAGUUGAGUUUCUAGUUUAACUUGUUUUAAAAAAACAUUAUGUUUUGUAUAAUAAUUCUUGACUGUCGUUUUAAUAAGGGAUGGGUAUCAUUUAUAGCCAUGAUUUUCUUAGACCUUUGAAGCCUUAAGAAGAAAAUCUACUUUGUGACGUAGCCUAUAAGCUGCCAUAAGUCUUUAACAAGUCACUACAUUAUGUUCUGUGAAGAAAGAAAAAUGCUACGAAUUAAAAAGAAAAGAUAGUGCUUUCAUAUCACCUGGAAUUUUAUACAUAAAUGUCAGAAAUCUCCCUUAAUCUUGAUUACAUGAAUUUUAAUCCAACUAAGUUGUGUUUACAUAAAAGUAAAAUGUAAUUGAAAUAGUUUCUCAAAGCUUCUUGCCUUGACUCAAAGUUUUCCUUGCUCUUGAAGAGUAAAGGUGAUAUGGCAUUUCUUAGGAGCAUCUUUAAAUGAAAUCCUUGGUACCCAGGAGACAGUCGUCUUGACCUGUCUUUAUCUGUGCACACCUAAAUUUCAUAGAAUGGUUUUGGAACUUUUCUACUUAACCAGUUCCCUCAACGCCCCUUUAUGACCCUUUGUUUCUCGGAGUUCCAGAAGUGUUGUAUCCUUAUCUCUGGGCUAUUCCUCAAAGUUGUGUAAACUUCAUUCUAUAAAUUUUGGAUGUGUGCAGAUAAAGACAGGUCAAGGCUGUCUUGUGGCUAAUGAAGAUUGUGAGAAGCAUCCUGAAUUCAGCAUGGCCAAAAGAAAAAAAGAAAAGACAGAAAAAGAAAAGAAAAAUCUUACAAAGGCACUCAGUAGUAUUUAGCCUGGAGCAAGACAUCCUAAAUGAUGAAAAGACUGAAUUGGAGGCAACACUUAAAGAAGCCGAGUUGGCAGCCUGUUCCAUAGAAUUACUUUUGCCAUUAUUUAAGGAUACCAUUGACGAGAUUAGUUUUGAAAAUGCUAAUCUUUCUACAUCCAGUUUGAAGAUUUCUAAACAGAGGGAAAUAUUAACAAAAGAAUUAGAUACAUUUAAACGGGUAAAACUAGCCUUGGAGCACCUUCUUAGAAAGACCAACGACAAACAAACAGAAGACAGUUUACCCAGCAAGUUAUUACAGAAUCUGACUGACAAUGAAAGUGAAAAUAUUAAUCUUAAGAAGAAGGUACUUGAAAAGGAGGCCUAUAUCCAAGAACUUUCUUGUUUGUUUCAGAAUGAAAAGGCAAAUGCUUUGAAAGCGAACCGUUUUUCUCAGGCAGUGAAACUAGUACAUGAUCGACUACAGCGCCAGGUUCAUAAAAGGGAAGCAGAGAAUGAUAAAUUGAAAGAAUACAUAAAGGGCUUAGAAAUCAAGAUAGCUAAAUGGAACUUGCAACUGAGGACAAAUAAACAUGAGACUGUAGCAGUGAAAGAAGCAAGUAGACAAAAAGCUAUAGCUCUAAAAAAGGCAUCUAAAAUUUACAAACAAAGGCUUGACCAUUUUACAGGAGAUAUUGAACAUGUUACUUCUCAAAUUAGAGAUCAGGAAGCCAAGUUGUCUGAAGCAGUUUCAGCUUCCAAUGCCUGGAAAAGUCAUUAUGAGAAAAUUGUAAUAGAAAAAACUGAAUUGGAAGUUCAGAUCGAAACAAUGAAAAAGCAAAUCACUAAUCUUUUGGAAGACCUAAAGAAAAUGGAAGUCCAUGGAAAAAAUUCAUGUGAAGAAAUUCUUAGAAAACUUCACUCAAUGGAAUGUGAAAGUGAAACUCUGAGUCUUGAAAAUGAGGAAUUGAAGGGUGCACUUGUUGCUUUGAAGGACAAGGUUGUUUCUGUUGAAAAGGAACUCUUAGAAUUGCAAGAAUUAGAAAAAGAACAGAAAACCCUUAUUGAAGUAUAUAAAACUCAGGUACAAAAGUUGCAAGAAGCAGCUGAAAUGGUGAAAAGCAGGUGUGAAAAGUUGCUACAUGAAAAUAAUCUAAUAACAAAAAACAAAAAUAAAAAAUUAGAUGAGAUGAGAGGCCAGAUGGAGUCUCAUCUGAAGGAGGUAGAACGUAUCCGUGAUUCCUUGACGGCGGCUGAACGGAGGCUUCAGGAGUGUCAGGAGAGCCUGCAGCACUGCAAGGCGAAAUGUGCAGACCAGGAACACACCGUUAGGGAGCUUCAGGGCCAGAUUGAUGUAAAUCAGAGUCUUCUAACAAAGCUUUCUUUGGAGGAGGAAAAUUAUCUAAUUCAGUUGAAGUGUGAAAACCUUAAACAAAAAUUAGAACAGAUGGAUGCAGAGAAUAAAGAACUUGAGAAGAAGCUGGCAAACCAAGAAGAAUGCCUUAAACACAGCAAUCUGAAGUUUAAAGAGAAAUCUGCAGAAUACACAGCAUUAACCAGGCAACUGGAAGCUGCUUUAGAAGAAGGAAGACAAAAGGUUUCUGAAGAAAUAGAGAAAAUGUCAUCUAGAGAAAGGGCUUUACAAAUUAAAAUAGUAGAUCUGGAAACUGAGCUUAGAAAGAAAAAUGAAGAACAAAACCAACUUGUUUGCAAAAUAAACAGUAAAACACAACAUCAAGAAGUAUGUUUGAAAGAAAUGCAACAUAGUCUUGAGAAGUCAGAGAAUCAAAAUGAAAGUAUUAAGAAUUAUUUACAGUUUCUUAAAACUUCUUAUGUAACAAUGUUUGGGUAAACCAUUGAAUUUCUUUUUUAUCAGCAUUAGGUUUUUACUAUGAAUCUAAAAUGUGAUUAGGUAAAAAAAUAGUACUGGUUGUUAUGAUUUGUAAAUAGAUAUUUGAAAUAUAAUUUAUUAUCUAAUUGAAACUUGAAGACAUGAUAGCUGCUAGUAUUCCUUUUUUCUGGAUAAUUCUCACUUAACUACUAUAUUAGUUUUAGAACAUUUUUCUGAAACACCCACUAUGAGAAUCAUUUUUUGUGAUGUCUGUAGCCACCAUUCAAUUGGAUUUGUAAUAAACCUAGGCCAAUUAUGAGCCAAAUAUAUGAUUCUAAAUAAUGUAUAUAGUUGUCUUAUAUUGUGAUGUUAUAUAAUAAAAUAUUCUGAAUUUUAAAUUUAAUGAUGAUAUAAUUAUGACUUCCUAAAAUACCAAAUUUUCAAUAUACCUAAUAUUGCUUUAAGUAUAUGCUGAGUUGCUAUUAUAAUCUGUUAGAUUUUAAAUGUAAAAUUUUAAGUCAUAGUUCUUAAAUGCCAGCUGAUGAUGACAGAUGAAAGCAUAUUGGCAUGCAUUGUUUCUUUAUAAAGGCAUUUAGGCUGUCUUGUGAAUACAUAGUCUCUUCGUUCAUUUUAUGAUAGUGAUUAUCAGAUAUCAUUGUAGACAUCCUAAAGCCUCUGAGUUAAGUAUCAAAGGGGAACACCCAG
This is a messenger RNA of Sciurus carolinensis (gray squirrel), 3668 nucleotides long. It is a transcript of the gene Odf2l, whose product is annotated as outer dense fiber of sperm tails 2 like. The record is from RefSeq and is a predicted model, not a curated record. Gene Ontology annotation, cellular component: centrosome; ciliary basal body. NCBI's taxonomy places the organism in Eukaryota, Metazoa, Chordata, Mammalia, Rodentia, Sciuridae. The coding region runs from base 1056 to 2984 and encodes 642 amino acids. The transcript has 16 exons. Gene Ontology annotation, biological process: negative regulation of cilium assembly.